This is a messenger RNA of Cuscuta europaea, 5258 nucleotides long. NCBI's taxonomy places the organism in Eukaryota, Viridiplantae, Streptophyta, Magnoliopsida, Solanales, Convolvulaceae. The record is from the annotation of a GenBank genome assembly.
GUUCCAUUCUGCAAUCUACAACUUCAUCUAUGAACUAGAAGUGUUGUUCUUGAGAGUUUGAGAGAAAUACUUCGAAUUUACGGACUAUGUGGUUACUGUAACAGUCUAACGAGGCUCCGAUUGAGUUUCAAGAAGAUAAAUUCCAGGGCCAUGAGAAAUACAAAUAGUACAAGAAAUAUUGGCAAGAGAAGUUUACAAGAAAUUCUCGCCAACGAGAAAACUUCAAUUAAUGUAUCUAAAGAGCGCAGAUUGGAAUGUGGGCAGUCCUCAAUGGCAACUUCUAUCGCUUCUUUGAGAGAUAUCACUAAUGGAAAUAUACCAUCAAGUUUCACUAAAAUUGGUACAUGUCUUGAAAGUAAGUUUCCAAGUACAUAUAUCAUGGAUAUUCAUGGAAUUCGAUAGCAACUCAGAGGUUUGCGGAAACUGUGAAUGACAAAACAAAAGGUACUUCGCAUGCGAAUGACUACGUUGAGAAUGUAGUCACGUGUAAGGAUUAAAUAAAUAUGUUAGUUGACAUAAAUUUGGUUUUUGAUAAUCAGUAGUUAACUAAUUUAUUAACUUAUCACUCCUUUUUUUUUCAAAUUUAUAGACCAACAAGUCAAUCACGAUCCUGUUAAGAGUACAUCAGAAUCGUGAAGUCAAUGUCGUAACACAAACCGAUGUAACAAUUGUUGAUGGUCUUGAUAAUGAAGUUGCACAUUCAGAUGAUGAUGGCGACUACUAUUCCGGAUCAAAGACAAUUUCAAGUGGAUAUUGGGAUGUUGGUGACCCUGAGUAUUCAUGUGAAUUUUGCGGAGCCUUAUUUUGGUUCGAUGAGAGGGUAGAGACCAAGUACAAAGCACGAAAUCCAACAUAUUCUAGAUGUUGCAUGCAAGGAAAGAUUAAACUGCCUCUUAUGAAACGGCCACCGUCAAUUCUUGAGAAACUAUUUAUCAGCCAAGAUGCCAUGAGCAAACACUUUUUGGAUAAUAUUCGAACAUAUAAUUACAUGUUUUCUUUUACAUCAAUGGGUUGAAAAAUUGACAACAAUUUUAAUAAAGGCAAAUCACCCCCAAUUUUUAAGUUACAUGGGCAGAACUUUCAUCUAAUGGGUACUUUGCUACCAACGAACUCCAAUGUGCCUAAAUUUGCACAAUUAUAUAUUUAUGAUACCGAGAACGAAAUCUCUAAUAGAAUUAAUUCUGUUAGGUAAUUUUGUGUUUCCAUAUUCUAAUUUAUACAUUCUUUUUAUUAAUUAAUUAGUACGUCCUUCCCAAUGGACUAUGCACUGUUUGAAUGAGCAGAACCACCAAAUAGUUACUUUAAUAGAAAAGUGGCAAAGUUUUUUUGGACAACCAAAAAGUGAAAGUUGGCAAAGUCCAGUGGGAAGGAGAGAAUAAUUAAUUAAUUUUGAUAAUAUCACUUUAUUACAAAUCAAUCUCCACAUUUUAUUUGUAGGAGUAAAGAUGAUCAUCAUAAUUUGCAUGAACAAAUUGUGGAAGAUCUUAAGAAGACGCUUGAUGAAAAUAAUGUCUUAGUAAAGUCAUUUAGAAUGGAAGGCAAGAAAAUCCGCGAUGAAGGGUGUGUGGAUUUUAAAUUACAUCUUAUUGGAAGAAGAUCAGGAGAUGCAAGAACUUACAAUCUCCCUUCGGUCUCAGAAGUUGCUACCUUAGUUGUAGGUGAUUUUGAUUUAUCACUUGGAGAAAGAGAUAUUUUGGUGGAAACAUGCUCCGACGGGUUGCAACGAAUUAAUGAAUUGCAUCCCUCAUAUUUGGCACUUCAGUAUCCUUUACUUUUUCCAUAUGGUGAGGAUGGCUUUAGGGAAUAUAUACCCCUUUUUUAACAAAAAGAAUGAUCCAAAAGGGGGGAGACAGAAGAUUAGUGUGAGGGAAUUCAUUGCAUUUCGCUUGCACGAGAGAGUUUCAGAAAUUUCCACCAUUUUACGUGCAAAGAGAUUGUUUCAACAAUUUGUUGUUGACUCUUACACUUUGAUUAAAUCCAGUAGAUUGAGAUAUAUUCGCACUCAUCAAAAACAAUUGAGGUGCGAAAUGUAUAAGGGUUUGACAGAAGCAUUGUUGUGUGGUGAUGUUAAUCUAGCUACACAGGGAAAACGAAUAGUUCUCCCAUCUUCUUUUACGGGUGGAGCUAGAUACAUGAUACAGAACUAUCAGGAUGCUAUGGCCAUUUGUAGAUGGAUAGGCUAUCCUGAUUUAUUUAUAACUUUCACAUGCAACCCAAAGUGGCCGAAAAUAAUAAGAUUUUUAAAUAAAAGAAAUCUUAAGCCAGAAGAUUGUCCGGAUAUUGUUUGUAGAGUCUUCAAAAUGAAGCUUGAUGGACUAAUCAAUGACUUCCGUCAGAAAAAAGUAUUUGGCACAGUUAAAGCAGUUAUAUACACUAUUGAGUUUCAAAAGCGUGGGUUACCUCAUGCUCAUAUAGUACUGUUCCUCGACAAGAAUGAGAAAAUCCCUACACCGGACUAUAUAGACACAAUCAUUUCAGCUGAAAUCCCAUGUGGGAAGAAUGAUCCAGAGUAUUACAAUGUUGUGAAAGAUUAUAUGAUGCAUGGUCCAUGUGGAAAUGCGAAAUUGGACUCCCCUUGUAUGGUAGAAGGACGUUGCUCAAAGCAUUUUCCUAAGAAAUUCGUGAAUCAAACUUUUGUGGAUGAUGAUGGAUAUCCGGUGUAUAGACGAAGAGAAGACGAGCGAACAAUUGAGAAAAAUGGUGUGCCACUUGACAAUCGAUAUGUAGUGCCCCACAAUAGACAUUUACUGCUCAAGUAUGCAGUACACAUGAACGUCGAGUGGUGUAACCAGUCAUGAUCUAUCAAAUACUUAUUCAAAUAUGUGAAUAAGGGUAACGAUAGGGUGACUGCAACAUUUUACGAAAGUGGAAAUGGAGAUAACGAAAGGGGUCAUGUGGAUGAAGUCCAAAUGUACUAUGAUUGCAGAUAUGUGUCUCCAUGUGAAGCUAUUUGGAGGUCUCUGGGUUUUGAAAUUCAGUAUAGAAGUGUCCCGGUGGAGAGGUUGAGCUUUCAUCUUCCAAAUGAGCAAAAUGUCUAUUUCGAUGAUUUUGAUCCUAUUGAUGAAGUUGUUCGUAGAGAAACAGUGAAACAGAGUAUGUUUUUGGCUUGGUUCAAAGCAAAUCAAGUUUAUCUUGAAGCACGAGAAUUGACUUACGAUGAGAUGCCAAUGAAGUUCGUUUGGAAACAAGCAACAAGAGAAUGGGUACCAAGGAAGAAAGGUUUUGCAAUUGGACGAGUGUUUUACGUACCACCUGGAUGUGGUGAACAAUUCUACCUUAGAUGUCUUCUGAAUGUAGUUUGUGGUCCAACAUGUUUUGAAGAUCUUAUGAAGGUGGAUGGUGUGCAAUAUAAGUCUUUUCGUGAUGCUUGCUAUGCAUUGGGGUUGUUGGAUGAUGACAAGGAAUACAUUGAUGCCAUUGAUGAAGCAAGUUUUUGGGCAACUGCAUAUGCUUUACGUAGAUUUUUUGUUGCAUUUUUGAUUGCCGAUUGCCUAAGUAGACCUGAAGAAGUUUGGGACAAAUGCUGGACUUAUUUGUCCGAUGACAUUCUCUACAGACAACGUUUGAUGUUCAACCAUCCUGAACUCAUUUUGAGUGAAGAUGAAAUAAAGAACUACACGUUGUUUGAAAUUGAAAAAUUGUUGCGUAGUUGUGGAAAGAGUUUAGAAGAUUAUGAGGGAAUGCCAACUCCAAAUGCUCAGUUUUUGUUCACCAAUAGGAAUCGGUUGGUGUAUGAUGAAUUAAGGUAUGAUAGGGUGUCUUUGCUUGAAGAACAUAAAAAAUUGUUACAUAGUUUGAAUGAUGAACAGUUCAAUGUUUACAAAACGGUGCUCAAAGCCAUUGAUUCAAGUGAAGGUGGAGUGUUCUUUGUAUAUGGAUAUGGAGGAACUGGAAAAACAUUCGUGUGGAAAACUCUUUCUGCAGCUAUACGAUCCAAAGGAGAAAUUGUUUUAAAUGUUGCUUCAAGUGGCAUCGCAUCUCUUCUCUUGCCCGGCGGUAGAACUGCACAUUCUCGAUUUAAAAUUCCAAUAAAUCAAAAUGAGGAUUCUACUUGCAAUAUCAAGCAAGGCAGUGCACUUGCUGAGCUUAUUGUGAAGUGCAAACUAAUAAUCUGGGAUGAAGCUCCAAUGGUGCACAAACACUGUUUUGAGGCUUUGGAUCGUACGCUUCGUGAUAUUUUACGUUUUACAAAUCCCAUGAGUUUAGAUUUUCCAUUUGGAGGAAAGACUGUGGUGUUUGGGGGAGAUUUUAGACAAAUUCUUCCUGUCAUACCAAAAGGAACGAGGCAAGAUAUAGUUAAUGCAACUAUAAACUCCUCUUAUUUAUGGAGAUAUGUAAGAGUGUUGAGACUAACCAAGAAUGUGAGACUUCUUCACGGAGAUUUUAGUCAAGCGCCUGAAGAUCUAAUUUCCUUUAUCAAGUGGAUUGCGGACAUUGGAGAUGGAAUUAUUGGUGGCGAUAAUGAUGGUUGUUUUGAUAUAGAGAUUCCUGAUGAUUUGUUGAUUAAAGGUUACGAUGAUCCAAUUGCAUCAAUUGUUCAAAGCAUUUAUCCUGAAUUUGCAAGCAAUGUAGAUGAUCCCAGUUACUUAGAAAAGAGAGCAAUCUUGGCUCCGGCACUUGAUGUUGUUGAUGCGAUCAAUGAUUACAUGCUUAGAAUGAAUGGCGAUGAAUUAAGAACAUAUCUUAGUUCAGAUAGUCCAUGUAAAUCAGAUGCAAAUGUCGAUUUCUUAAUCGACCUUCAUACUCCCGAAUUUUUAAAUGGCAUAAGAGCUUCUGGAGUUCCAAAUCAUAAAUUGCAUCUCAAAGUGGGGACACCAGUUAUGCUAAUAAGAAACAUUGAUCAUUCAAUGGGGUUAUGUAAUGGAACCAGAAUGGUGAUCACCAGGCUCGGUAAUCAUGUUUUGGAAGCAAAAGUCCUCACAGGAAUCAGUGCAGGUGAAAAGGUGUUGAUACCUAGAAUGACUUUGACUCCAUCAGAUGUUCGGCUGCCUUUCAAGUUUCAAAGGAGACAAUAUGCUUUGAUUGUCUCAUACGCUAUGACAAUUAACAAAAGUCAGGGACAAUCGUUGUCUAAUGUUGGAUUAUUCUUACAGAAACCGGUGUUCAGUCAUGGUCAGCUAUAUGUUGCUCUUUCACGUGUCACUGAGCGUGUUGGGUUGAAAAUUUUAAUACGUGACCAAGAUGAUAAAGAUACAAAUGUAACAAAAAAUGUUGUAUAUAAAGAAGUGUUUCAAAAUUUAUAAAGACAUUUAUUACUA